UUGCGGUAUCGACGAUCGAGCAAGGAGAAGACGAGGAAGCGCAUCACUGUUCUGAGAGCUGAGGAACAUGUCUGCUGAAUCGCCCACUUCUGUUCGUAAAGUGGUUGUUCAUCUUAGAGCCACCGGUGAUGCCCCUAUUCUCAAGCAAUCCAAGUUCAAGAUAGCAGGAACUGAUAAGUUUGCUAAAGUGAUAGACUUUCUUCGCCGGCAGCUUCAUAGGGAGACAUUGUUUGUAUAUGUCAAUAGUGCCUUUUCACCAAACCCUGAUGAAUUGGUCAUUGAUUUAUUUAAUAAUUUUGGUUUUGAUGGCAAACUGGUGGUCAACUACGCUUGCUCUAUGGCAUGGGGCUAACCCUGAAUGAUGAUUGCUGAUUACAAAAGCUCCAUAUUGUGAAUACAUAUUGUUCUCUUUAAGAAACUCGGGACUUGCAUAUAUUCACAGUACACGAUUUCCUUUUCAACUUGAAGAUUCUAACAAAGAUGGAAGUGUACAAAACCAACAUAGGACUCUCCACAAUUUAUUGGUUUUAUUUGUUUUUCUUUUGGAGGGGGGUAUUUAGACAUUAAAAACAAAUUGGAGUCACCCAUUUAAAACUAUUCAUGUGAUAGUUAUGGAUGCUUAUGGUUUAGAGUCUUGUACUGCUUAUUAAAAGGCCAAUUUGUAUCAUAUUGAUGUAUAUUACUUCAAUAGUUAUACUUUCGCAGCUUGCCAUCUGUUCAUUACAUGGUCAGAGCCAGAGGCGUUCCAUAAUA
Molecule: messenger RNA, 753 nt
Organism: Cajanus cajan (pigeon pea)
Lineage: Eukaryota; Viridiplantae; Streptophyta; Magnoliopsida; Fabales; Fabaceae
Product: ubiquitin-like protein ATG12
Biological process (GO): autophagosome maturation; protein lipidation involved in autophagosome assembly; glycophagy
Cellular component (GO): cytoplasm; phagophore assembly site membrane; autophagosome membrane
Molecular function (GO): Atg8-family ligase activity
Source: RefSeq, a predicted model, not a curated record